AUGCAGAUGGGAUGCAAGGCUGGUUGGGACAGGGACGAUGGGGACCACGCAGAUGAUUGCCUGCCGGAGGAUUCGCACUGGUGGACCAAGUCGUUCAUCCCAGGCUUCCGCGUCCUCUCGCGCGACCAACUGGCCGAUGAAGGGCCAUUUGCCGCGGGCAUGGCCUACGAGACGUUCGCCCUCUGCCCGACGCGCUACCUCGCCUAUCUUCGUAGCCAAUGCGAGGCGCGAGGCAUCUCAUGCCGCACCGGUACCGCGCCCGCGCUGUCACUCGGCGAGGAAAAAGACAAAGACGACAUCUUCGCCACGGCAGGAUUCGAAGACGUCGUCGGUAUCGUCAACUGCACGGGCGUAGCGGCGGCCAAGCUGACGGGUGACCCGCACGCCUACCCGAGCAAGGGUCAGACGGUUGUGGUCGCCGCUACGGCUCGACGCCUGGCGACCAGGCGCGGACGCGAGGGCUGGGAGGCGCUCGUGAUGCCGUGGCCGGGCACCAACGAAACCGUGCUGGGCGGCUGCAAGAUCCCCGGCGCGUGGAGCACGGAGCCCGAUGAGGCCAUCACGCGGAUGAUCCUGGAGCGGUGCAAGCCGCUGGCCCCCGAGCUGCUGAACGCCGACGGCGAGUUCGAGGUCCGCCGAGUGCGUGUCGGUCUGCGGCCGGCCCGUCACGGUGGGCCGCGCAUGGAGCUCGGGCGUUGCCGCGAUGGCAAGUUCAUCUGCCACGCCUAUGGCCACGACAGCGCCGGGUAA
Molecule: messenger RNA, 750 nt
Organism: Colletotrichum spaethianum
Lineage: Eukaryota; Fungi; Ascomycota; Sordariomycetes; Glomerellales; Glomerellaceae
Product: D-amino-acid oxidase
Exons: 2
Coding region: 1-750 (249 amino acids)
Molecular function (GO): FAD binding; D-amino-acid oxidase activity
Source: RefSeq, a predicted model, not a curated record